This is a messenger RNA of Lachnellula hyalina, 441 nucleotides long. RefSeq lists its product as uncharacterized. The coding region runs from base 1 to 441 and encodes 146 amino acids. Lineage: Eukaryota; Fungi; Ascomycota; Leotiomycetes; Helotiales; Lachnaceae. The transcript is spliced from 4 exons. The record is from RefSeq and is a predicted model, not a curated record.
AUGCUUCUACUAGACGUGAAAGGGGCAUACGACCACGUGUCUAAGAACCAGCUACUUAUAAUUCUUAAGGAUUUAGCCUUUUCCGAUUUAGUUAUUACCCUAUUUAGACCGGAAUCCUAUAAGGAAGGCCUAUUUAGGUCACGUGCAGUCAAAUUUAUCUCUUAUAUGGAUGAUAUUACUCUCUCUUACGUAUCGACUAGCCCCUGCAAAAACGUUAAGAUACUGCAGCUAUCUGAACUGAUUCACUUUAGCACAGGCGAACGCGCUAAGCUAGCAUCCCUUAUACUCCUAGAUGGGACUAUAGUCCCCCUAAAGCAGAUAGUUAAGUGGCUUGGUAUUCACUUUGAUGCUCUAUUACAAUUUAAGGAGCAUAUCACUAUCCGCACUGCUAAGGCUAAGUCCGCAUUCGGAUGUAUAUCUAGGCUAGCUAAUAGCGAAUAA